This is a messenger RNA of Camellia sinensis, 2106 nucleotides long. Its product is annotated as zinc finger CCCH domain-containing protein 12. Gene Ontology annotation, molecular function: metal ion binding; mRNA binding. The record is from RefSeq and is a predicted model, not a curated record. Lineage: Eukaryota; Viridiplantae; Streptophyta; Magnoliopsida; Ericales; Theaceae.
UGCUCUAAUCUUUUUCUCAUGUCUUGAUUAUUAGUUACUCUUUCUUUCCAAUCUUUAUGACAGAAAUAGCAAAAUGGGUUAUGGGUAUAUUCCCAUUUGGUUUCUGAUUCCUUUCGCAGAUUUAUCAAAUCUAUGUUGCAAAAAUUAAAAUCUUGUAAUAAUCUAUGUAAGUCCGUAAACCUUUUUGUUUUGGAAAUUUAUCUCCUCUCAUUAAUUGCUUCUUGUUUCUUCAAAUCUAGUUUGAUAUUUAUCGAUCUAUUCUAAAUGGGUAACUAGAUUUUGUUUUCAGGUAAACUUUCUCGAUCUGUUUGUAGUCUUUUUACUCUUUUUAAUGUUUUUCUUGUUGCCGUUGUUGUGGUUGAUUGAAAAUACUGAUUUUCCCCCUCUUUCUCUGUGGAAUUUGAAUUUUUUAGCGGAGUAUAGAAUACCCAUUUCUUAAAUUGUUAGAAUUCUGCAGUUAUACUGACUUGUGAUCGAAUUCAGGGUGAUCUGGGUUUGUGGGUGUUGUUUGGAUGGUCUGAAAAUUCUCUUUAAUUGACAGUUUCAGUUAGGUCAUAAGUUUAAUUGCAUAAAAUAUAUAUGGGUUUUGUAGUUUUGUUUGAGCUAUCAACAGUUAGGGUUUUUUUCUUCAUUUCUUUUGUUUCUUGAGCUUUGUGAACCUAAAACUAUAUAAAAAAAAAAAACUUGGUUCCUGGGUUGUACUGGUAAUGGAUUACGGCCAAGAAUCCGGGUUUUCUGGUGGAAAUGUAGUUCAGGUACUUACCGGACCACAGAGCAAUGGUGUGGGUGAGAAUUGGGGUUCGGGGUCUGCCGACCAGGCGGUUUGGGCAAGUGAAGAUGAUUAUAGGGUUUGGAAUAGGGAAGCUUCUGUUGAUACUACUUCCAAUUCGGAUUACGAUGGAAGGCAAUUGCAAACUAGGUCUGGUAGUGAACCCCCAAAUAAGAAAUCAAGAAACUCCCAAUCUGGUGAUAGUCGAUCGAAAGCAAUUGGAAAGAUGUUUUUCAAAACCAAAUUGUGUUGCAAAUUCCGAGCGGGGACUUGCCCAUAUAUCACCAACUGCAAUUUUGCGCAUAGUAUUGAAGAACUUCGGAGACCACCUCCUAAUUGGCAAGAGAUUGUGGCGGCCCACGAGGAGGAGCGAGGUGUAUCGUCUGAGCCAAGAGAGGAGUUCCAAAUUCCAUCACUCGGGUCAUCUGGUUUUAGUGGGGAGACUCAGAGGUCAUAUAAAGGGCGACAUUGCAAGAAAUUUUAUACUGAGGAGGGCUGCCCAUAUGGAGAUAAUUGCACGUUUCUUCAUGAUGAGCAGUCGAAAGAUCGAGAGAGUGUGGCAAUAAGUUUGGGUCCUGGGAGUGGUGGGGGAUAUGGGGGAAGUGCGAGUGCGACUGCAAGUGGAUCAAAUUCAAAUGUGAAGCCUUCGAAUUGGAAAACGAGGAUUUGUAACAAGUGGGAGAUGACAGGGUAUUGCCCAUUUGGAAAUAAGUGUCAUUUUGCUCAUGGGUCUCAAGAAUUGCAUCGUUAUGGUGGGGAACUUAUGGAGACAGAAACUAGAGAUUCUUCCUUCGCUCCUCCAGAUGUAAAGCUGGGGGCAGUGCCUUCGAGAACUCUGGCUGAUACUAUAGUUGCGUCUGUCACUUCAGCUCCUCAUUCAGACGGUUAUCAUAUUGGAGUUCCGUCACAGAGAUUGUCCAAUGUAAUCCAGAGGACAGGUCAGAGACCCCACCAGAAGUGGAAGGGUCCGGAUAAAAUUAGUAGAAUAUAUGGUGAUUGGAUCGAUGACUUUGAGUAAAUUCUUCACCGGCAUAUAUUGAAUUCCCAUGAAAGAAGUUUCGCCCAGAAGGUAGAAUGAUUUGGCGCUUUCGGAAACAGUACUUCUCUUGCCCUAUCUCUUAGAUUAAGUGAAGAUUUGCUAUUGCUCUUGUUUUUAAAGUUCCCAGGUGACAAGGCUUGUAGAAUCUCAAGCACAUGUAUGAAUUUACAAGCUUUUUUCUUUCAUGUUUGUAGGUUCGGUAACUUAUGUAAUCUUUCUUUUGCUCUGUUCAUUCCCUCUUUCUAUUGGGAAGGCUCAUCUUGGUUUUAAUAUAAUCCGAGCUUGUGCUUAAAUCUCA